CUGAACUUUCAUUCAGACUGUGAUUAAAUUAUUCAACGAUGAAAAAAAGGCUGUAUCUGUGUAUCAACAAGAUUAUUUUUACAACUGAAAGUGUUGCUCUGGUUAGCCAGUAGAGAUAGUACCAGACUAGUUAUCAUAUAUUUUAUUGGCCAUAUUUCUGAAAAUAUCAAGAUGUUUGAAGGCAGUGGAUUGGAUACCAUCAAAGACUACACUUAUUCUGCCCUGAAUUCCUUGAUGUCAACUUACUGGGCUUAUGAAGGAGAACAAGAAGUUUUUGAAGCAUCAGAUGAACCUGUCUGGAUUCUGGGUGAAAAAUAUGACACAAGAGAAGAUAUUAAAGGAGCUCAACAUGAUAUGCUGUCAAGAAUAUGGCUCACCUAUCGCCGUCUAUUUCCCUCAUUGGGUGACCCAAGCGACAUGACGUCUGACCGUGGGUGGGGCUGCAUGUUGCGCUGUGGCCAGAUGCUACUGGCCGAGGCACUUGUCAGGCUUAAUUUAGGUCGUUCAUGGCGAUGGACUACAGAAUGCAGCGAUGAGAAUUACUUGAGAAUAGUGAGAUUAUUUGAAGACCAACCAAGCGCUCCAUACUCCUUACACGUCAUGACGUCAUUGGGGCAAGCAACGGGCAAGAACAUUGGUGAAUGGUACGGUCCCAACACCGUCGCUCAUCUCAUCAGGCGAUUGCGUGCCAAUGAAGAAUGGAGUAGCUUUGCUGUAUCGGUACCCAUCAACAAUGUGAUGAUAGUGGACCAAACACGUGCCCUGAGUAAAAAGUCAGACGGAUCUUGGAAGCCAUUGCUGCUCUUACUGCCUCUCCGCCUCGGUGUGGACACCUUGAAUGAUAUCUACAUUGAAACCUUAAAAAGAUUUUUCCACGUACCUCAAGGCCUCGGCAUCCUAGGAGGUGCCCCGUCAAAAGCACUAUUUCUUAUUGGCUAUGUUGGCCAAGACGUGCUGUAUCUGGACCCACACACAACUCAAGACAGCGUGAGCGUGGGGCGAAAAGAGACGAGCGAGGAGCAGCAGGCGGACCUGACUUACCACUGCCGCUGUACACCGCGCAUGCCUUUCAUCCGCCUUGAUCCCUCCAUUGCUAUGUGUUUCCUCUGCAAGACGGAGAGUGAAUUUGAUGACCUGAUCACACGUUUGCGCUGCAACCUCCACGACACGUCCAGCGACUCCGUUACCACGACCGGCGUUGCCAGCACCCUCAUCGAAGUUAUGGAUACUCUGCCUGAUUACAUGAAGGACUCGGACGACGACUGUGAUGACGACCAAGACAAAGACUUGAAAGCUAUUAAUGCCAAUUCUGACAGCAUGGCGAACAACGCGGUCUCUGUUGCCCGCGAUAAUACUGCUUCUGAUAGCAACACGCCUGUGGAUGUCAGUGGUGUAACCAGACACAAAGUUGAGAAUACUAAAAAUAAUAUACCAGGUGAAAUAAACUCGCUUGAUUUCUUAGACGUCAAAGAUGGUUCAUUAGAGGGCAAGAAUGGCUCGAGUUCUGAAGAGAUUUAUGCGGACUGCCUCGAAUCUCACGAUGGCGAAUCGGACGGAGGUUAUGGCUGUGCAUUGAAAGGAAGUCCUGCUUUUGAUUGUUGUAAUGUCAGCGGAAACUUAGACUCUUCUCAUGAUCGUAAAAUCUCUGAUUGUGGUUCUAAAGCAGAAAUUGAAUUUUUUCCGACUACUGAUGGUGCUGACGAUAAAUCAAAAAGCCUGGUUAGUGAAGGAGGUCCUGAAUGUUUUUCUGAGCCAUCCAGCACGCUAGGUCAUUACAGGGAUUUCGAGUUUCUGUGAUCUUUUGAAUUUUGGACCAAUUUAUAUGUUUUAUAAAUAUGUAAGUUGAUUUAAUAGAAAUAUGUAUAGAAAGCUUUUCUAAUACGUACACGUUUUUAAAUGAUUUUCCGCAGAAACACCGUUGAAUUUGUAUUUUAAAAAUCAUUUAAUCUUGUAUAAUGGUUAUGGCCAAUUUUUUCCAUGACCAUCGUUGUGUAUACGAUUCAUCUCGUUGUGUUUUUUCACUAUUUUACUAGCAAAAAAGAGAAAUUGGCAAUUUUAAUGUUGAAUUUAGGUUUCAAGGCCAAAGAUAGACAUUUUAGAGCAGCGUACUGUAAUUUCUUUAUUAAAUCAUUUUAUUUCAUGACAAUCUGCAUCGCGAUUUAAUUUUUCAAAUAAAAUGGAUUUUCCUAAAGAUAUUUAUAACAGAAACACGCGAGGUAAUGAGAUGUGUCAGCAAGGGGAUCACCAAAUAACUUCAUCUGUUCAUGGUUUCUCAAAUUGAAUUUAUUUUAUUCUUACGUUUCAUAUUUACUGGCUUUGCAGACGAGGAACCUUCGAGACUCUCAGUACUUUUGAUGUUUUUUGAUAAUUUAAAUGGUUAGAAUUUGGUGACAGCAGAAGUUUGAUUCAUAAUAGUGCAUAUGCAAAUUUAGAAGCACAAAAAUAUCUUGAACCUGUGAAUGCGGUUCCAAUAAUUGCUAUGAAUGUGGGUUGUCUGUUUGAAUGUGCGCCAGCUAAUUACCUCGUGAUGAGUUAAUGUCCUUGAUAUUACUCUGUACUCAAUGCCAUUCUUUUUAGCUGUACGAAGUUUCAGAAGAUCUUGUAUAUAAUUUGUGAAGCACCAACACGUCGAUAUUUAUUUUGAUGAAGCAGUUGAUGUCUUUCGUAGAUGGCUUGGGGCUUACGGUGAAAAAAUUCUGCAAUUUAUUUUUGUUGAUAAAAAUUUCUAAAAUAUGUUGUAGCAUUGCACGUAUAUUUACCGCUGCAAGAGGCGAAGCUUCUUCAGUGUAAAUCGGGUCAGUCUAUACCCAGGGUGUGGAACUGAAAUGGUGGACUUAUCACAUUCUUUUGAAAAUAUUAGUUAAACAUGACGCCUACAAUGCUACUCGAUCUAUGUAACACACUAACUAAGCUACUUGAAUUUUAUUUCUCGACUCCAGGUUUGCCUCUUCCUUGAAAUCUUGUUUUGGAAAGCCGCUGUUAUUUAAUUCAGAUUCUUGAAAAGUCAUGACGUUACUGGUCAGAAAAAUUUUGUGAAGGUUUAAUUCCAUGCGCCAUAUUUUUAUAAUUUCAUGCCUUUAAGUUUGAUGACUGUGGUCUUCUUCUGGCUAAUUAAAAUAAAACAACAUUUUAAAAUAAAUAAAAAUUUUUAAUAUUGAGUUCUAAACCUCACUGCACUUUGGGUAUUCGAUUGUUACGCUUUAAUUGCAAAAAAUGUGAUUUUCCAUGUCAUUACAAAGAAAAGCAGUUAACACGUGAAGCAAUUUACUGGAGUUUUCCAAAUUUAUCCUUACGUUUUUUUCUUAAUAUUCGUGAUUUCUUCUAUUCAUAUCAAAGGCGCUAGAAUUAAAGUUACUUUGAAUUUUCGUGAUGGUAUGUAAAAUGUUUGCACGGCUACCAUCUAGAAUGUUCUAAGGAAGAAUAUAAGUUAAUUUGCAAGUUAUUUCAUGGUGAUAUCUUGCAAAAUUAUAUUUACAUAAGGAGUCCUUGUUUGUUGGUGUAAUUUUCCGUUGUACUGCCAUUGUGGAGUAAAGGGAGUUGAAAUAAUUUUGCGAUGAAAGCACUUUUCCAUCGAUUUAUUAGUUUUCUUGAGUAUGUUUCUUAUUGAUUCGAACUGUAAUUUACAUGUUUUCUAUGCUGUGUACGCCGUUUUUAUGUUUUAUAUUUAGUGUAGCUCAUACUGCCAUUUUUUUUCCAACUUGAGCGUAUUUGUGUAAAAAAUAUGAUGAUGGCUAAACACCCCAAUUAUUCUUGGUACACUUCGCCCUAGA
Molecule: messenger RNA, 3770 nt
Organism: Hyalella azteca
Lineage: Eukaryota; Metazoa; Arthropoda; Malacostraca; Amphipoda; Hyalellidae
Product: cysteine protease ATG4B-like
Exons: 8
Coding region: 172-1797 (541 amino acids)
Molecular function (GO): protein-phosphatidylethanolamide deconjugating activity
Source: RefSeq, a predicted model, not a curated record